Messenger RNA from Ostreobium quekettii, 627 nucleotides. The record is from the annotation of a GenBank genome assembly. NCBI's taxonomy places the organism in Eukaryota, Viridiplantae, Chlorophyta, Ulvophyceae, Bryopsidales, Ostreobiaceae.
AUGGAUGCGCCCGUGGUGGCGUCGGCAUCGGCGCCCGUGGAAAAAUCUUAUAUUAUGAUCAAGCCGGACGGCGUGCAGCGGGGCCUGGUGGGGGAGGUGAUCGGGCGGUUCGAGCGCAAGGGGUUCAAGCUGGUGGGGCUGAAGAUGUUCCGCUGCCCGCGGCAGUUGGCGGAGGAGCACUAUGGGGAGCUGAAGGACAGGCCGUUCUUCCCCAAGCUGGUGGAUUACAUAACGUCGGGACCGGUGGUGUGCAUGGUAUGGGAAGGUGACGGUGUUGUGGCAUCGGCACGGAAGCUCAUAGGGAAAACAGACCCCUUGGAGGCGGAUCCGGGCACGAUCCGUGGUGACCUUGGUCUACACAAGGGCAGGAAUGUGGUGCAUGGGAGCGACAGCCCUGAAAACGGCCUCAGGGAGACGGGUGAGGAGGAAUUGAUCACCGAAGGAAUGAAUGUGUCUGUGACGGCAAACCCGUUGCGUCUGUUCAGUCAGUCAGUACAAUCUCCAGGCUCAGGCAGCUGGCAUGCCAAGUGGAGGCUGCAAAAUGAAUACCAAUCCAUUCUGGUGUACGCAUUGUCCUGGGAGCCAAACAUUUACCACUCCCUUUCACCAGAUGGAAUGUUUGGCUGA